Eruca vesicaria subsp. sativa (arugula) is the source of this 1066-nucleotide messenger RNA. NCBI's taxonomy places the organism in Eukaryota, Viridiplantae, Streptophyta, Magnoliopsida, Brassicales, Brassicaceae. The record is from the annotation of a GenBank genome assembly.
UCGUUCACCCAAUUACUAUAUGCCUCCCGUUACUCUAAUAACGCCGUCAGAAGCUAUCUCGCUGACGUCAGAGCUCACACUUGUAACAACGUUCCAGAAAAGCAAAAGGGAAAAGCUUUGGGUAGAGAGAGAAGGAAGAAUGGGUUUGCUAACGAACAAGAUGGAGAGAGAGGAGCUCAAGGCAGGAGAUCACAUCUACACUUACAGAGCAGUUUUCGCUUAUUCUCACCACGGAAUCUUUGUCGGAGGGUCCAAGGUUGUUCAUUUCAGACCUGAGAACAACCUGAAUUCUUCAGUUUCUUCUUUAUCCUCCUCUGAAGAAGCAAUCUGCCCAACGUUUCCAGAUUGUGGUUUCAGACAACCAAACAGCGGAGUGGUCCUUUCUUGUUUGGACUGUUUCCUCAAGAACGGCUCACUCUACUGCUUCGAAUACGGAGUCAGCCCGUCGGUUUUCCUUACCAAAGUACGGGGAGGCACUUGCACAACAGCGCAAUCGGACCCCACUGAUUCAGUGAUCCACAGGGCAAUGUACCUUCUCCAAAACGGAUUUGGAAACUACCACGUUUUCAAGAACAACUGUGAGGAUUUUGCGCUCUAUUGCAAGACCGGUUUGCUUAUAAUGGAUAAGAUUGGUGGUGUAGGGAGAAGUGGUCAAGCUUCAUCGAUUGUCGGUGCUCCUUUCGCUGCAUUACUUUCGUCGCCUUUCAAUCUGCUUAUUCCAAACCCCAUUGGUGUGGCAACAGUUACAGCUGGAAUGUACUGUAUGAGUCGGUAUGCGACUGACAUUGGGGUUAGAAAGGAUGUGGUGAAGGUUUCCGUUGAGGAUUUGGCUGACGUAAAGAGUAUUGAGCAAGUUGAAGACGAGGAAGGUGAUUCUGAUACCGACUUUAGUUAGGUGACUAUAUGAUCACUUGAAUCAUGUUAUGGAGUGUUUAUGAAUGUUUUGUGAUGGAUUAGUGUUAAAGACUUUUAGCAAAGAUAUCAAGUGAAAAUCCAGUAACCUGUAACACUGGUUAAAUAAUCGUUUAGUUUGUUGUCAAAUGGUAAAGUGGAGAUUAACUCGAAA